Molecule: messenger RNA, 2712 nt
Organism: Photinus pyralis (common eastern firefly)
Lineage: Eukaryota; Metazoa; Arthropoda; Insecta; Coleoptera; Lampyridae
Exons: 2
Coding region: 1024-2712 (562 amino acids)
Source: RefSeq, a predicted model, not a curated record
ACGCCAGGCAUAUGUCAAAGUUUCAAGUUUCAAUUCUUCAUGGUAGGAAGACUCCUUUUAUAAACGAGCAUUGCUUUAAGGACCUCUGGAAAGUGGUGAACACCAGAGAAGGCACAACUAAUUUGGAGUGGACAUCUACUCACCUAGGACUACCCUUAGCUAUGUGCUUAUUAUGUGUCAAGUGUUUGAACUCAGUUUUGCUUUCGCAAUGAAAGAGUAAAUUAAGUGCAAGCAACAGUACUAGAUCGGCAAUUGAAGAAAGGGAAAUUCGUUUAAUUUAAAUAGUCAUUUGUAUUAAUAGUAAAAUAAUACGGUACACAGUUUCGAAUAGUAGAUACUGUUAUGCCUCAUCGAAUACCUUUUUGUCACAUCUUUAGUUCUGCAUCUCGAACUCCCUCAUCUGGUUUGGCCGUAUACCAAAUUACCAUAACUAAGACCCAUGAAAUCAGGCGUGGUUCAAUGGAUUCGUCGAGAAACCGGCGAGAUCACUCUCUCUCUUUCUCCUGUGCCCCCCUGGUGUUUGCUCUCAGGUCCUCGCGAGGCAACUUCGUUCGGUCAGUUUACGGGCCGCAAGCUUUGCUCUCUGUUGGUCUCGUGCGGCGAAAAAAUCUAAACCCAUCGCGCGCGUUUCGUUUUAAUUACGGUUUCCGGCGCGUGAAUUUAUGACACGACCUUCCCCAGUUCGCGUUCCGUCCUUGCCCGAUUUUUGAACCCGGUACCUGGGGUCUUCAGGUAGAGAAAUACCGGAAGGGUGUUCUAGUAGUGUUCGGCGAAGUGAAUUUUACACACCGGUUCUGUGCGUAACUGGAUAUCUCGAAAUUUUCAAUUGUGCUUCGGUUGUUUUCAAGUGCACUGAAACUGGAAGUGGAAUUAAACAAUUAUGGUGGGGUUCUUUCACCUUUUUCGACGCAUCUGGCCGACGUAUCGCCGCAGUGAGCCCACGUUUUCGUAUCGGUAACAUCGGAAUUAAUUCACGAGAGAGCGUUUUAGAAUGACGUGAAGUGGGAGAGACAUGCAAAUGAAAUGAAGCCGAUUAUAUUCGAAAAUCUUCGCCGCCUCAUGGGAGGCGGCCGCAAGAAGAAGGACAAGGAGAAAACGUCAUUUAAACGGAGCGACUCCUUUAAAAGAAUUUCGAUUAGGAAGAGUUACCUGGAUCGUGGGAAAAAGAAGCACUUGCAGAAGCUGGAGGUUGCUACUCAGACGGUCGCUGAGGAUGUGAUUUCUGGUAAGGUGGACAGUUCGAUUCAGGUGGAUCGCUCGCUGGACCCAACGGGGAAAAGUGCCGAAAAGAGUGUGACUGCUUACAGCCAGUGGGUGAAAAGUAUUCGGCCUAGUGAACCACCAAGUGCGGCGAAGGGUGCCGAACGGACUGUAAUUUACAUCCCCGCGUCUUCGGAGGGAGAAUCCGCGUGUCCGGUCAUACGGCAACUGUCAUCAUCGCCAACGCUGCACAAGAAAUCAACCCUCAAACUAAGACCAACGAGUCCAAUCCUUCAGCGAAAAGAGAGCAAUGAUUCGGCCGUCGAAGUAUUUCCUUGGGGCGACUGCGCGGACUCCAAAAAAUCUCCACUCAUUCGUCGAAAAUCCAGAGCGAAAUCGCCGCAGUCUCUACUACCCGAAUCUGGGGCGGAGGAGAUGUGCUCACUCUCGAUCAGUUUGGGAAGAAUCUGGAUGGACGCGCCCCAAGGAAUGGCCCCUCGCAGUUUAGAGCUGCCGAGAAUCGGCGUGCAACCCCUCCCUGCCCAUCACUCCCUCGACAGCGCCCUUAAGGAUCGCAAAGAAGACCCCAUCAAACUGCUCAAAAAACCCACACCCCCCGUCUCGCGAACCCUCUCCCUCACCAGCAACGCGACAAACUCAACGGGAAUGUUUUCGAGCAAAGACUCCGGGUUCUCAUUCUCGAUCUCAAUACCCAAACUUUCCGAUUUCGGCGGACCGGCGCCUCGUGGUUUUUUCAGGAGAAAGCGACCCAAGCCGAAACUGUCGGUGAGCCGCGACGGGUACUUCAAAAGGACCAGCGGCGCCUUGGAAGUCCGACGGAACUCCGUCAAGCGAAAGAGUAGCAGAAAGAAAAAACUACGCGGCUCGUUGCGGGGAAAGAAAAAGAAGGGCGCCUCGCCCAAGAACGACAUGUAUCAAGUCGUAAUAAGCAGGCAGCGAUGUCUCAAGAACUUGAAGUUGGACCCGAUGAUCUUUGUGCCCCCGGAAAAGCGAAGGACGUCAAUAAGACGCAAACAGUCGUUCAAAGUUGGACUGUUAGAAAUCAGAAACUUUAAUUUGGACGAGGGCUGCAGAAAUUUAAACGAAAGCACUGACGAGGGUCUAUACGAGCCGCUCCCCGGCGAAUUUGAAAACUUCUCGGACGAGCAGCAAUUCCCGAGCGGCCGCGUAUCUCGAAUUAGCUUGCGGGAGGACAACGACGACUACGACUAUCCCUCUAACGAUUUCCAAACCGCCGAUCGCCUGUCUGCGGAAUCGGUUGCCUCGGGGGCGAUUAGCGGUCUGGUCAGUGAUGAUGAUAGCACUUCGUGCGGAAAUGUCUCUCCCUACGUGCCUCCGGGCGUGUCGCCGGUCCCUAGAAGACGACCCGUACGACGAAAACGCUCCGGAUUGUCGCAUAAACGCAGCAUUACGUAUGUGGCGAAACCUAACAUUAUGAGAGCGCCAUCUACGCUCAAAAGGCCAACGAGAAAAAACGGUGAGUCUGAUUAG